CCUCGCUCAUAACUCCCCAUUCCUCGCCUCCUCGCGGUGCAAUCAGAGAAUUGAGAUGUCCUUCAAGAUGGCUGAGUUCGAUCGGUUUCUGGGUCACGGGCUGGAGGACAGAGGAGUGAGGAAAUGAGGAAGCAUCAAUUUGAGUACUGAGAAGCACCCACGGACACCCAAAGCAGGAACUGAACUCCCGCCCCUCUUCUGAGAACAGAGUUCUUUUAAAGCAGCCUUAUGAGUUCACACUCUCACAGAAACAAUCACUUUCCCUUCAGACACCUGACUGUGCUUACAAGCAGGAGUUGAAGGAUGCAGCUGGUCAUUUAUUUCCUGAUGAUAUUAACAUACACACAUGCAGAUUAUCCUGCACUGAAAACUCUUCUGUCAGAGAAGGGUCUCGGAGGCGUGUCUCAGAUGAUGUCUGUCCAGAUACAAAGCAAACUGAAGAGUACUGCAAUCCCAGAGGUCCGGGGUGGGGUGGACAUCAAGAUCGGCACUGUGAAAUAUGUCUUAUCAAACAUGCAUGUUAGGCAGUGCAGCAUGCCAGACCCAUCACUGGUGUUUGUACAGGGAACAGGUGUAUCUGUGAAAGUCAGUCGACUCACAGUAGGCGUCACAGGCAGCUGGGCAACACAGUUUGGCGUCAUCCAUGAUCACGGCUCAUUUGAUGUGGCUGUGCACAAUAUCAAAAUCGACACCCUCCUGCAGUUAGGAGAUGAUGCUGGCCAUCUCUCCAUCACCACCGUUUCCUGUAGUGCUGACGUAGGAAGUGUGGACAUUCAGUUCCAUGGAGGUGCUAGCUUUUUUUUCAAGCCAUUUGUAAGUUCUUUCAGGAGAAGAAUAUCAGGCAUGAUACGUAAGCAGAUUUGCCCAGCAAUUCAAAAAGCAAUCAAUGAAUUGGAGAGAAAUCUACAGGAAACACCUGUUAAGGUACCUGUGGGUCAGUAUAUAUAUCUGAGCAUCCCUCUCACAUCCUCCCCGGCUGUGACAGACCAAAGCUUUGAAUUAGAUAUUAAGGGUGAGUUUUACAGCAGCAGUUCUCCAUCUGAACCACCUUUCUCUGCAAACAUGUUUGACGUGCAGUAUGCAGAAAACUCCAUGCUUUCACUGGCUGCCUCCGAGUUUUUUGUAAAUUCGGCUGCUUAUGCAUUCCUCAGGUCUGGGGUUCUCCAAAUCAACAUCAGAGAUGACAUGAUACCAAAGAGUUCUCCAAUCCAUCUGAACACCAGCCAGUUUGGAGCCUUCAUUCCACAGCUACGCACAUUAUAUCCCAACAUGGAGAUGCAGGUGCUGUUAUACGCCAGUGAGACGCCACUAUUCUCCUUCAGUUCAGGAGUGAUAGAUGUUCAUGUACCGGCUGCAGCAAAGUUCUCCGCCGUUAAACCUGAUGGUACACUGGUGCCUCUCUUUAUUCUGGAUGUGUACUGUAACUUCAGUGGAAGUGCUUUGAUUGCCAAUAAAAACCUGACUGGAGCUUUCGAAAUGAAAAAUUUAACGCUGACUCUCGGAUCAUCUGAGAUUGGUGAUUUCAAGACUGACUCAUUCCAGCAAAUGUUAGUGAUGGCAGUGAAGAUGUUUGUAAUUCCAAAACUAAAUGCGGCCCUGAAGAUUGGCUUUCUCUUACCCACACUGCAGGGCUUCAGUUUGAUCAAUUCUCAAUUGCUUACAAAAAAUGGCUUUGUGGUCAUUUUUACUGAUGUCCAGGACUCCCUGACAGGCCUCUGAGAUCCAAACAUGAACUGCACAAAAUAACAAAUAACUGCUGAAUUGUUUUCAGGGUAACACUUUACAAUAAGGUUCAUUAGUUAACAUUAGAUAAGUACAUUGGUUAACAUGAACUAAUAAUGAACUGCACUUCUACUUCUGCAUUUAUUAAUCUUUGUUAAUGUUAAUUUUAACAUUUACUAAUACAUUAUUAAAAUCUUGUUAACAUUAGUUAAUGCACUGUGAACUAACAUGAACAAACAAUGAACAACUGUAUUUUCAUUAACUAACAUUAACAAAGAUUAGUAAAUACAGUAACAAAUGUAUUGCUCAUGGUUAGUUCAUGUUAGUUAAUACAUUAACUAAUGUUUAACUAAUGAACCUUAUUGUAAAGUGUUACUGUUUUCAGGGUUAAAAUUAUAUAAUCAUUACUUGAAAUGUUCAUAUGUACAAGUUGACCAAAUUUGACCAUAUUAUUUUUCCACAUACUAUUAUGUAACAUUUUUGCUGCUGAGCCAUAAAAAUUACUCUACAGUGCAAAAAAAAAAAAAAAAAACUCUUCUCCACAUAACUUUACUUCAUUGGAGUCCAUUUGCAUAAACAGUCUGGCUUGCAUGGAAGGCUGGCAUUAUGUCUGUCAGCUAUGAGCUAGAGUGUGUGUGAAUGCUAAUUAAAAAAUGUAUAAUCAUUAUCAA
Ctenopharyngodon idella (grass carp) is the source of this 2393-nucleotide messenger RNA. RefSeq names its product bactericidal permeability-increasing protein-like. The transcript is spliced from 16 exons. The record is from RefSeq and is a predicted model, not a curated record. NCBI's taxonomy places the organism in Eukaryota, Metazoa, Chordata, Actinopteri, Cypriniformes, Xenocyprididae. The coding region runs from base 304 to 1719 and encodes 471 amino acids. Gene Ontology annotation, molecular function: lipid binding.